CGACGAGUGUACAUCUCCCCGUGAGUGGCCAGGGAAUUGGGACUUCCUGUGUGCAUCGACACGCUGACUCCCGUGUAAAUCACUUAGCGGCACUCCGGCUGCAGGCGUGUCAGGAACGUGUGUCUGUGUUCCUGUGGCGUCCGCCGCGGAUUCAGACUCUAGACUUUAGAAUAAGCAGCGAAUAUCAAAACAAACAUGAACAGUAUUUACACCCUCAUACACAAAAGCUACUCUAAUUCUAUUUUUAUUGUCUAAUCUACUCGGUGACGCGUCAGGGAUUCACACUCUGGCUCGUAUUGAUAAAGCAGUGAGUCUUAUCUGUUGCCGUGUGCACUCAGCUGAGCUUCCACAGACGUAAUUCACACUACAUUAAUUUCCUGUAACGUUGCAUCAGCAGUGAUUUCUCCCCCUCCUCCUCUUCUCAUGAGGUCCUCUGUUGGUUUCAGAGGCUCCUCUGGAUGGAAAGGGUUUAUCAGUGCCAGCGCCUCAUCGUGGUUUCAUUUGGAGACAGGAGAUUGGACUUAUUGUGAGAUCUGGUGAAUGGAAAUGAGUCCGAUCGUUUCCCCCGUUGGAGUCGGGAAGAAACCGUCGCCAGCUCGAGAUGAGAUGGAAAGAAUAUGAGCUGUUCACAGGCGGCAGCGCUCAUCCAACACAUCCCCGUCUUCACGCUCAGUGAGGGAAGUGGAGGAGCCGUGUUUUAUAUCAACUUAUUUUAAACGUUUGUCUCUUCGGUGUGGGCCAGUUCGACAGGACGCGACAGGCGGCGCGAGCGACGGACACAUGAAGCGUGAGAGGGCGGAGCUGAGGCUCAGCUGACCCUUCUCCCCUUCCGUCUCCUCCUCCUCCCACCCUGCUCCAUUCCAUCGGCACGCAGCCCCCUCCCUCCUUUCCCUCCUCCCCCCUCUCCCAUCUCCCGUCACCCUGCUGGAUCUCGCCCGUCUCGUCGCCUCCCCCACGUCCUCCGAACCUCCGCCAGCCGUGCCGAUGUUCUCCCCGGAGCAGGAGAACAUCUCCACCUCCACCAAAGUGCCAGUGAAGUACGGAGAGCUCAUUGUGCUGGGGUACAAUGGCUCUUUGCCCAACGGAGACCGAGGCCGACGCAAAAGCCGCUUUGCACUUUGCAAGAGACCGAAGGCAAACGGGGUGAAACCCAGCACAGUUCACGUCGCCUGCUCUCCACAGGCAGCCAAGGCCAUAAGCAACAAAGACCAGCACAGCAUCUCGUACACUCUGUCCCGGGCCCAGACGGUGGUGGUGGAGUACACCCAUGACAGCAAUACAGACAUGUUCCAGAUCGGUCGAUCGACGGAGAGUCCAAUAGACUUCGUGGUGACCGACACGGUGGCGGGCAGCCAGAGCAACGCCGACACGCAGUCGGUCCAGAGCACCAUCUCCCGCUUCGCCUGCCGCAUCAUGUGCCAGCGCACGCCGCCGUACACCGCGCGCAUCUACGCCGCCGGCUUCGACUCCUCCAAGAACAUCUUCCUCGGGGAGAAAGCUGCAAAGUGGAAGACGCCCGACUGUCAGAUGGACGGCCUGACCACGAACGGCGUGCUGGUGAUGCACCCACGCAACGGCUUCACGCAGGACUCCAAGCCGGGCGUGUGGAGGGAGAUCUCGGUCUGCGGCAAUGUCUUCACGCUGCGGGAGACGCGCUCGGCUCAGCAGCGGGGGAAGAUGGUGGAGACAGAGAGUCAGGAGCUGGUCGACGGAUCCCUCGUCGACCUCUGCGGCGCGACGCUGCUGUGGCGUACCGCCGAGGGCCUGGCGCGCACCCCCACCCUCAAGCACCUGGAGGCGCUGCGGCAGGAGAUCAACGCGGCACGGCCGCAGUGUCCCGUGGGCUUCAACACGCUGGCCUUCCCUUCCAUGCGGCGCAAGGACACGCCGGACGAGAAGCAGCCGUGGGUCUACCUUCAGUGUGGCCACGUGCACGGCUACCACAACUGGGGAAACCACCGCGAGGAGCGGGAGGGCCGCGAGGGCCGGCACCGGGAGUGUCCCAUGUGCCGGGCCAAGGGCCCCUACGUGCCGCUGUGGCUGGGCUGCGAGGCGGGCUUCUACGUGGACGCCGCCCCGCCCACUCACGCCUUCAACCCCUGCGGCCACGUUUGCUCGGAGAAGACGGCGGCGUUCUGGAGUCAGAUCCCGCUUCCGCACGGCACACACACCUUCCACGCCGCCUGCCCGUUCUGCGCCCAGCAGCUGACGGGCGAGCACGGCUUCGUCAGACUCAUCUUCCAGGGGCCCCUCGACUAGGGGCCCCGCCGCUGACCCCCCCUCGCACUGAAAACAUGGACCGACCCCGGAUUUGUUUUCUCUCCUCUCACGGCUAAGACUUUUAAAAAACUGGACUUUUGGUCUCCUCCUCGUUUUUAAGUGACCUUUGUAUUGAUUUUUCAUGAACGACGACAAAGAUUUCUAUAUUUUCACGUGAAAAACCAGAGACACAAAAAACCAAACAAAGAAACACUGCUGGGUAGACUCUGUGUGUGUGUGUGUGUGUGUGUGUGUGUGUGUGUGUGUGUGUGUGUGUGUGUGUGUGUGUGUGUGUGUGUGUGUGUGUGUGUGUGUGUGUGUGUGUGUGUGUGUGUGUGUGUGUGUGUGUGUGUGUGUGUGUGUGUGUGUGUGUGUGGGCGCGUGUUUGUUCCUUAGAAAGAACUUUUAACAACAGUAUUUAACGUACGUUUUUUAUUUGUUAUCCUGUUUAUUGUCUGGAUAUUCAUCUGUGUACAAUCUGUCAGAGCUAAUUUAAACGAAGAUGUUUAUUUAUGGCCCAGAAACCGUCGUUUCUCUCUUUUAUCUGUCAGAAACUAUUGAGCAUUUUUUUAUUUGACAAUUCAACAUAUUGUUAUUCAGAUAUAAAAGUUCUUACGUGUUCUGAGGGUUUGUUCUGUGUUGACCUCUCUGACCUGUCUGUCGUAUUUAUACUCACCCUCCUCCUCCUCCUCCUCUCUCAUCCGGCAGCACCUCGGCCUUCUCACGUUCAAAGCAAUAGAUUUUCCUAAAGCAUUAUGGGAAACUGAGUCCUCUCAGAAAGACUGCUCCCUCCCUUUAAAGUCCGAGUGGAAGAAAAAGUGUGAAAGUGUUUUCUUCAUAUUGCAGGUUGGCCACGAUACCGCAGCUGUGUAGCUCACUCACACACACACACACACACACACACACACACACACACACACACACACACACACACACACACACACACACGCACACACACACACAGACUAACACCUCAGGGAGCAAAACAAUGACCUAUGUCUCUCACACACAAUGUUCCUAGGAUACCUCACGAAUGAAAAGGUUUAUCUGGAUUUAAAGUCUCGUCUCUCUCUGUGUGUGUGCGUGCGAUUCACUCCCGCUGUUUCCUCAUCCAUGUUUUUACACAAACACAUAUCCCCCAUGCUGCUCCUCCUCCUCCUCCUCUUCUCCUGUUCAAUGUCUCUUGUGCUUAUUAAAAGCAAAAAGCGAAGAAUGUUUCCGGCAAACACUUUUUUGUAAAUGACUUUAAACAAUAAAGUGUAAAAGUGACUUAUUUCCCACCGUGUGUCGGGUGUGUUCAGAAUUAGGAUGCAGAUAUAGACAGGUGGAUAUGUUACAUUAAUAAUCACAGCAGCCAUAAAUGAUUCUUAUGAUGUAAUCUUCAGACUUUCAUUUACAAUUUGUCUCCUGAUCAAAUAUAGAAUAUUUUCUUAAUGUGGGCUUUGCAGAAAUAUCCAACAUGAACGCUGUCGUGUGAGUUCACCGACACGAGAGACGACACGCGCUCAGUUUCUCAUAUUGCACUUUCUUUAUUCAGCUCUGAGGCACAACUGGGCCGAGACCUCGUCCUCCGUCACAGAUCAACACUUAUUGCUUUCAGGCUCCCGACGCUCACGUCCCGGAACCUCGUCCCGUCAAGUAUUUCUACACUCCAAUGUUUUAAAAACGUCCCGUCUUGCUUUUGAGCCAACGCUGAACGGGAUGGGACACUCGGACGGGGCCGCGUGGUUUCACACAACAUGGAGGUCAAAAGGUGAACACACAAAACUGGAGAA
Molecule: messenger RNA, 4034 nt
Organism: Scophthalmus maximus (turbot)
Lineage: Eukaryota; Metazoa; Chordata; Actinopteri; Pleuronectiformes; Scophthalmidae
Gene: peli1b
Product: pellino E3 ubiquitin protein ligase 1b
Exons: 7
Coding region: 985-2259 (424 amino acids)
Biological process (GO): protein K48-linked ubiquitination; regulation of Toll signaling pathway
Molecular function (GO): protein binding; ubiquitin protein ligase activity
Source: RefSeq, a predicted model, not a curated record